AUGACGAAGUCUCCAAAGUUCGUUUUCUAUCUGACGUGUUUGCUCUCGGGGCAAAUAGAUGAGUUGUCUUAGAUGAAUAACUUAAUUCUGUCCACAACUGUUCAUCAAGACAGUGGAUUUAUAUUAGUUAAUGUUGGUGACAACUAAACUUUGGGGUUUUUCUAUGUCAGUAAUAUUAGAAUGUAUUACUGAUUCAAACAAACACUGGGACAGGAGCCACAAUUCAUCUGUACGACCUACAAGUUUUCUAAAGGCACUUCUCAUGGUGAAUUUAAGGACAAUCCACGCUUCACAUUGGAAACUAAUGACAGUUUGACUCAGCUAAAAAUUUCAGAUGUACAACUUUCAGACUCAGCUAAUAAUUACUGUUCAAGACGUCACUCAUUUACAUUAGAAUUCAUGGAGAGUGUCACUGUCAGUGUAAAGGGUUCAGGGUUGAACAUCCAGGCUCGGGUCCAUCAGUUGGCAUCUGAGACCGUCCAGCCAGGAGUCUCUGCGACCCUCAGCUGCACAGUUCAAAACGGGACCCGCGAUGGAGAACACAGCGUUUACUGGUUCAAGAACUCUGAAGAGCCUCACCCAGGACUCAUUUUCACCCAUGGAUACAGCGUAAAAAAUAUUGAGUAA
Scophthalmus maximus (turbot) is the source of this 627-nucleotide messenger RNA. RefSeq lists its product as uncharacterized. Lineage: Eukaryota; Metazoa; Chordata; Actinopteri; Pleuronectiformes; Scophthalmidae. The transcript has 2 exons. Gene Ontology annotation, biological process: response to bacterium. The record is from RefSeq and is a predicted model, not a curated record.